UUUCUACUGCUCAAAUUUCGUGUCGUUGCAUAAUGUAAUUUAUGAUAUUAUCAGUGAAUGAAAAAUAGGAGUAUGAAAACGCGUACACGGAAAGUUUUUACUCUCAAUGAACAGGGACUUAGUAAAUAAGCAAGUUAUCUAAAUAACAAUCACAUUUCCAAUUCAUUUCUUCUUGGUUCUUUUGUUGUAUACCACAAUAACUCAACAGGUGAAGUAUGGCAUGUCCACGAAUAUGCAUCAUUGGAGCCGGACCAUCCGGAUUGUCGACACUGUAUCACUUCGCUAAAAUGGAGCAGAUGCCGGAAAUUAUUUGUUACGAGAAGCAAAGCACAUGGUUAGGUCUCUGGAACGUUUCAUGGAAAACAGGACUGGAUGAAAACGGAGAACCUGUUCAUACAAGUAUGUACAAGCAUAUGUGGUGCAAUAUACCGUGCGAAUCGCAUGAGUAUUAUGACUACACCGUUGAACAACAUUUUGGUCAGAGAACUCCAUCGUUUCCUUCUCGUAUCGUGAUGAGGGAUUAUCUUGAAGGUCGUUUUACAAGAGGAGCACCUCGUGGACGCAACCUUAAAGGCUUUAUACAAUUUAAUACCGCUGUCCGUUAUGUGAAGUACACGGACGAGAAAGAUGAAUUUACAGUUACAGUUAAUGAUUACAACACCGGACAGACACGAGACGAAACGUUUUCACACGUUAUUGUAGCAAAUGGUAUUUUCAACACACCAAAUCUCCCAGAGUUCCCUGGUAUGAACGAGUUCAAAGGUCGCAUUCUGCAUUCCCACGACUUUCGCGACGCUAGGGACUUUACUGGACAAAGGGUAUUGAUUAUUGGCGCAGGUUUAACUGGUGAAGAUCUUGUAUUGCAACUUCUCAAAUUUGGCGCGGAAAGGGUGAUUCUCGCCUACAGAACGAGACCAAGAGGAGACACAUGCAAAAUGCCUGACAACGUUGAAGAGAAACCAAUAGUAGAACGAUUUGAUCAUAAUACAGCCCACUUCAAAGAUGGGUCAUCCGCAGAAAUCGACGCCGUUAUUUUGACUACAGGCUACAGGAACUAUUUCCCAUUCCUAGAAGACAGAUUCAGGAUACCUGAGGAAACGAGUCCUUACCCAGAAGGAUUGUACAAGGCGUGUUUGUUUUACAAGGCAGGAAACAACCGACUGUUUUAUGUAGGAGUUCUAGAACAAUUCCAUACUCUUUUGCUCUUCGAAGUCAUGGCAAGCUGGACUUGCAAAUAUAUCAUGGGGCAACUGUCGGAUGAACCAAAAGAACAAAACGAAAUGGAAUCCGACUGUCAUAGAUGGAUUGACCAUGUGAACGCAGUCGUAUCAGAGCCGGAUUUCCUUCGUUUUCAAGAUGCUUUGAUAUCACAUUUAGCAGAGCUAACAGGCUAUAAUAACGAUGUAGCAAAAAGAGAAGCAAUCCUCCAGCAAAUGUUAAAAGAUAAGAAAGACAGUUUAGGCCUUGCCAGUUACAGAGACAGGUGUUUUACUAGUAUCUACAGUGGAACAGUCGCACCCACACAGACCCCAUUCAUGCAAAAUUUUGAUGAUGACAUCGAAACAUUUCUUCAGUUCAAAUAAAGGGACUGAUGAAAGUCACUCUAUAUGAUAACUCAAAGUAUUUUAUUCGGAUUAUAUAACUCAGUACUACUAUGUUUUGACACAAAUAUGAUGUCUUCUCUCAGGUUUUAUUGUCACGUAUAAGGUUUUCCUAGUAUUAAGCCUAAAUUUCAGUAGCACCAUAUUGUUUAGUUAUCAGUACCUUCUUGAUAUUUGCUUAUUUUACGGGCGGCGGUUUUUGUCCGCCGAACUAUAUCUAAUCUGGUUAAUUUCCUGUAACGGAAAAACAUUGCAGUUUACAAUCUUUGAAAUGCUUAGUUUCUCCGUUUACUGUCAACAACAAAAGCAAUACAGCUGCUUCAUGCACUCUCAUUAUACUUAAUAUUGGACUUCGGUUUUAACGACCUUUUUAUGUCUUUUCCGGUUGAUUAUACGAGGUAUUGAAUCUUGCAAAAAAUAUUGAAGUGCGGUUUAAUCUUGAGCUUUCUGCAGAAAAAACUAAUUAUAAAAUACUUAUAUAAAUAGAGUGUGUGUGCAGUCAUUUUUUAUAAUAAUAUCAUUAGUACUACAACUAAUGGACUUGUACAAAUUAUGACGAAGGCGACAGUGAACAGCUUACUUAAUAAAAAAUACGGGGGUUUUCUAAAACGUUUGUAUGAACACUUAAACAAGUUAGGCCACAUAAAUAAAUAUGAUACUUAAAUCCUUUUUUGUUUCAUAUUUACUUCUCUUAAAUUAACUGGAUCGGAUAAGUCUUUGGAUUGGUCUUCCUUAUGAACCAUAUACAUUUUACCUGCUAGGCCGUUUCGUGUGUCUUGCGCUGGCUCCGUGGCUCUGUAUGUCCAUUAGCUACGUGAUCCUGAAGUCUUUAGAUGUUCUGAGCAACUAGUGCAACAUAAGCUCUCGGAUCAGCACCAUGAGGUUCUUUUUUCUGAUGGUUCGAUAUCUCAGCAGCGAUAUUUUCCUGGUACAGUGGAACAGUCGCACCCGAACAGACCCCAUUCAUGCAAAAGUUUGAUGAUAACAUCGAAACAUUUCUUCAGUUCAAAUAAAGGGACUGAUGAAAGUCACUUUAUAUGAUAACUCAAAGUAUUAAAGGUUCAUCAUCAUAAAGUUGUUUUUUCUGAUGGUUCGAUAUCUCAGCAGCGAUAUUUUCCUAAGUACCUAAUAAUGGUGCUGGUGCGCCCUUUGCAAAAGUCUUCUAAGUCUUCUAACUAAACUGGAUUUAAAAUAUUAUACUUGCCGGCCCCUUCAGAUUAAAAAUGUUACCAUAUCCUCAAGCCAAUUUAUGUAUAUGAUUAAUCUGAGCAUAAGUCUUCGAGGCAAAGAGUCGGAAGAACAUAAAUGAUCGCAUUUAAGAAUGUAAAGAAUUUUCUGGUAGAGUACUUAUCACAUGUCAAAAUCAAAAAUGCGAAAAGUGAAAUAUACAUUUUAUAGCGUUUCUUAUGAAAUAAUUGAUAAAACAUUCACAGGUUUUCAAUGGGCUUCUUAUUCUGUACUGAAGUUAGUUUAAUCGUGUGCCGUUUUGAUUUCUUGUAUGAAUUUCGGAUAUAAAGUGUCAGCAUCAACACGAUCACAUUUUCCUUAUUUUGAUUUCCUACCUUUUCCGUUGUGAAAAUAUAAUUUUCAUCUCGCUUAUUACAAGAAAUACAUAUACAUAUUUAAUUUGCCUUCCUCAAUAACACGGAUUCGAUAUUUGAAAAACAAAGGUAUAUAAUAAAUUUGUUAAAUUAAUUUUGGAAACAAAUGUACGUAAACGAAAAUGACGUCAGGCGUCUUGCGACGUAACAAAGAAUAAGAAAUCUCCAUUUCAUUUUAUUAUUACCGGCAUAAAAUUGAUAAUAUUUUCACCAAGUAAAGUUAUAUGAAUCGAGAAUAUAUAAAACAGUAUUUCAUCAUUUACACUUACAUAUAAUCAGACCUAUUUAUGUUAUUCUUAUUUACCUAAUUUGCACGGGAAUAUUAUUGCGAUUUUAUGCACAAGGUUCUUGUGUACAUCAGGGAUGGACUAAAAGAAGAUUUAAAUGACUUUCAAAGUUUAGGUUGAUGCUGGAUGUUGCCUACUUUGCGCCUGGUUUAGACGGCCAAUGCAAGGAAUGUCAUUGUCUAUGUAUUUAAGCAGCGGUUUCUCACAAGGUCGCUGCUGAACAAGGAAAAAUGUGAACUUAAAUGAACUCAGUAUUGUUAUAUUUUCUAAUUCUUUAGGAUCAUGGAGUCCAGUCGAAUAAUAGAAUUCCGCUAAAGCGGGUGCUAAUGGGCAUGAGAGUUGUUGCACAUUUCAAUGUUUCUCUUGAACAGACUCAAGACUGCUAUUUUUUUUUCUUGAUGGUGUUCUAUGAUUCCAAAUGAUCUUAUAGAUUUUAUUUUCUAUCACAACAGCAGUCUUUAUGUGCCUUGUAGCAGCUAUAAAAUGUCUCCGGUACCUGGACUCUGUUGUUAUUUUAUCUUGUCCAUCUGGGAUCAUAGUAUCCAUUCCAUUACAAUAACAGAAUUCCGCUUAAGCUGGUGUUAGCCGAGACGUGUGGGAUGUUGGCUAUUUCCUUACUGCUUAUGAACAGAUACAAUCAAACCCAGUCAGCUAUCAUUUUGCUUGGUUGCUUCAUACGCUUCCAAAGGAUAUUCUAAUAGAUCACCCCUACCACCCGUGAUGCACAUCUGUAUCUAAGUUGUCUUGAUAUGAAGUAGAUCUGACUGGUUUUAUUAUUCAUAUGAUUAUUUUUAUGUUUAAGUUAUCAAUAAAUUUAAGGACGUUCAAAAUGUAGGUGUAAAUUUUAUUGGAAAUUGCUACGCCUGACAUAAUUAAAGAGUGCAAUUACUUUGAGACUGCCCACACCCCCUGAUCUGCUGUCCACCCACGUGCUCGUCAUAAUUCUUACAAGUCUUAUAUAACUUCUACUAUUACUAAUACUACCACUACUACUAAUAAUAAUAAUAAUUAUGAUAAUUAUAUAGGAUAUUAAUAAUAAUAAUAAUAAUAAUGAUAACAACAAUAUUUAGACGAAGAAGAAAAAGAAGGAGAUGAAAAUCAGUACCUGUUUAAUUUAAAGUUAAACCGAAUAUUGUCAGGCCCCUCCGUAGCCAAGUGGUUAUGGUCAAUGACUUAGAAUGUUUUUCCCUAACCAAUAUUACCUCUACACUAAUCUCGCUUGAGGUGAAAAAGCCAGGUGCCUACUAGGGAUGAAAAUAUGCCCUGAGGGGUGCUGAAGUUUUCCCUCACCAUGAAAAGAUCGGCGUUUAACAAAACACAUCUUAGAUGGUAAGAUACUUAAUCCUAUGUCCGCGUUUGUUCUUUUCACAUAAAGUCCUUUGGAAUAUUACCUCUUUCGUAAUGAAAGAUAAAUUUGUCAAUUCAUUUCAAAUCAAAAGUCAAUUGAAAGUUAUUCAACCUAAGUAUUACAUGGUAAAACAACUCGACCUUUGAAAAAUAAUUUUACUUCAAACUGUUUUUUUUUUUGUAUAUUCAAUAUUGAAAUGCAUCGUUUGGAUUAUUCCAGGAAAUCAAAGUCAAUGUCUUGGUUACAAUAAUUAUCUGUCAGCUGCAGCAGAACAUACUGGUACCUUAACGUCAAUUGCAGACGUCAUUUGCUUUCCGUAAGAAGUGUGAUGUUCUUACAUUGUCACGUUUAUUUUCAAUUAUAUGUAAUUUUAAGCCAUGAAAUUUAUAUACUUAUAUAUAGGCUGAAAACAUUAUUUAAUCUAGAGUUUUGUACAGAUGGAAAGAGAAAAUAAUUAUCUCAACAUUAUUAUGUUUUAACUGGCAUAUAAUAUUUAUCAUUUAGACUUGUACUGCAUUAACUUUACAGGAAGUCACAUACAAGUAAACUGGAUUGACAAUCGAUUAAAUUAACAAAAUGUACGCGUUUAUAUACAUAAAAAACGUUUGAUCGCUAAUUUUAUACCCUCUACCUGGAUCAUCUGCAGAAAAGGGUGCCGUUAUUUAAAUACAGGCUACUUAUUUAGGAUAUCGGAUCAAAUAUAUUUCUAUCCAGAGAGACUGAAUAACGCUGCAUUGUUCUCUUAGGGAGGAAGCAAUGGGUAGGAAAGUUUAUGUUGUUGUUGUUACAGUGUACAUUUAGUUACAUCAUGACCCAAUAAGUUUACAUAUAUUUAAAUUUUAUCUAUGGGGAAUAUCAUCCAUGUAUAAAUUUAACGAAAUCACAACAUGAAUUUACUUCUUACAAAAUUAAUGCCAUAUCACUUUGAAACGAUCAUUUCUGAACAAAAAAACUAGAAUGUGAUAGGACCACGCCCCUUUUGUGCUAUACUGCAGCAUGUACACUAUUAUUUUUGUGUAUAUUCUAAACAUGUAGAUACACAUGAAAUUAUGUUAAUUUGUUUACUAGCUUUAUAUUCUAAAUGUUGUUGUUGUAGUGUACUUUUAGUUACAUCAUGACACAUUAAAAUUACAUAUACUUAAGUUUUAACAAUUGAGAAUAGCACACAUGUAUAGACCUAACAAAAUCACACCACGGUUUUACUUCUAACAACAUUAAUGCCAUAUCACUUUGAAACUUACAGGCAAUAAUAAUGAUCAUCUUUGAACAAAAUGAUUAGAAACUGAUUUCUGUUCUGUGAUAGGACCACGCCACUUCUGCACUAUACUGCAGAAUGUACACUAUUAUUUUUUUGUAAAUAUUAACCAUGUAAAUAUUUGUUACACAUGAAAUUAUGUUAAUUUGUAUACUAGCGUUAUAUUUUAAAUAGUAAUCUCAGAUUGUAUUCUGAGAGAGCAGAAAAUAGUUUUCACUACAAGUGUUUUGCAGAAUACUGAUUACUAAAUUUAAAGCUACAAAUAUAUGGAUCACAAACAAUG
This is a messenger RNA of Mercenaria mercenaria, 6375 nucleotides long. Its product is annotated as senecionine N-oxygenase-like. The record is from RefSeq and is a predicted model, not a curated record. The transcript is spliced from 4 exons. Gene Ontology annotation, molecular function: N,N-dimethylaniline monooxygenase activity; flavin adenine dinucleotide binding; NADP binding. The coding region runs from base 216 to 1583 and encodes 455 amino acids. Lineage: Eukaryota; Metazoa; Mollusca; Bivalvia; Venerida; Veneridae.